ACUUCCGGAACGCCAUUUCUAAGAACAAAUAUUUUGUAGACGUGUCUGAGUCUGAAAGCCCCUUUUACAUGCUAUUUUCUAUUUCUCUUUCGUGAAUGCUUCAUAAUUACUUCGAUUAUGACAGAUAAUUGUGCGAAGCAAGACAAUUUUGAGGAUUUCCCUGACUUUCGGCCAGAUUGGGACAUUAACGAUCCUUAUUUCACCGAAUUCUUAAAUAUUCCUGCCGAUUUUUCUGCUGGAGAUUUAUUGUCAAUUGACGAUGAUUUAAUCCCUAAGGCAGAUGAACUCUGUACCGAUGUAAACAUGUCGGAUGCCUGGCGUCUAGAUGCAUCAGAUUCGUCAGAUAGCGGUCUAGAGACAUGCAUUAAACAAGAGCCUCUAUCCCCCACCAAUUCAAAUUGUUCAGAAUCAUCCCUGGAUUCAGGUAUCACUCCAGCGAUUCAGGGCGCUGGCAAGAAAACUACAAUUGCUCCAAACGUUCCAAUUGCCCCUCGUGUCGUACAAACUAACCCAAUAACCCCUAAAGCCACUACAGUAGUCAAAGUAGAAGCUGGUGGGACUCAACAACAAUUAAUUCUUAGGCCAGAAGAAUUAGCUCACCUAGCAAAAACAGGUCAACUUAUCAGUGUUUCACAACCAGUAAUUGAAAAGAAAUCGGUUGCUCAACAGCCUUCAGUGAACGAUGUACAACUGAGGGCUUUGAAGAAGCAACAGCGAAUGAUAAAAAACCGAGAGUCUGCCUGUUUGUCCCGAAAACGCAAAAAAGAAUACAUGACAAGUUUAGAAGAACGGCUAAAACAGACACAUGAAGAAAAUAUGAAACUAGCCAGGGAAAAUGCUGACUUAAAGGAACGUUUAAAUAGUACUCAACAGGAAAACUUAGAGCUGAAGAAAAAAAUGCUAUUAACUAGUGACAUCACUAAUAAGAAGAAGGGAGUUGCAGUUUUUGGAGUUUUACUACUUUUUACAUUUAAUAUGGCAUACUUUUUUAUUCCAAUUAAUCAACAGCAGUCUCAAAUACUAUCAGAGAGACAUGCUGGUGGAAGAAGCAUUCUAUCGUAUAAUGAUGAACCACCAUAUAAGAACAAUGCCUUCUCUUUUCUCAAAAGUAAUGAUGAAUUGAAAAGAAUAACUGCCGCCAUAAUGCCUAUUGAUCAAUCUAUAAUGUGUCCAAAGUCAUUUAAUGCUACUGAGUCGCAAAGGUUAGCGAAUGAAUUACGUGGAUGGGUGUUGAAUCAGAAAGAAGCGCAAAAAACUCCUCAGAAAGCUCGUAAAGUAUAUAGAAAGAAAUUGCGCUUUAAAAAACAACCAUAUCCGAUUCAGCUGUUUUCAAAUGCUGAUCGCUUUCAGAAACGCCUGCUAGAGGCGAUAGCAAGAAGAAAUGAUACUUUUUACGUUGUUUCAUUUGCCAAGGACAACUUAUUGCUGCCGGCUACUGCCCAUAACAAGACAAUGCGACCUCGAAUGUCCUUAGUCAUGCCGGCUUCGAAUUUGAAUGACACUCUUCGACCUCCUCAAGGAUCUGUUGCUAUGAUGCAAAUUGACUGUGAAGUGAUGGCGACUCGUCUGUUACAUCUAGAUACACAGUAUGCGUCUAAUUCUACUUCUCAACCAUCUGCACCAUGAGAACUUUUUAUUUUGUUGUUGUGUUUCUUUUAUUUGAAUGUUGUUAAUUUUCUGAAUGCGAUUAGUUAGUUAGUUAAAAAUUUCAUGUUUUCAUCUGUAAUGUGAUGAGUAAUAUUCUUCUUCUAAAUCAUAAAGUUCAUCCGCGAUUUCAUUCCUAAUUGCAAUUAGAGCGUGGUCAUGAAUUUGCUGCUUCUGAGUGUAACUCAUACGAGUAUGGUGAAUUACUUCAUUGACACUAACGAAAUCAUUUAGAAGAAUGUACUGUUUUAUAUCAGAUACCAACUUUAGGAGAGAUUCACACGCUCUAACCUGUAUUUUUAUUUUCAAAUUUUUCGUUAAUGUAAUACAAACAGAAUGAGAUGUUAUAAUCUUACUAUAUUUGAUGCUCUGACUUGCAUUUCAUACUGAUCUUGUUCAGCUUGAGUUAGUCUUGAGAUCUGGGAAUCUUCUUCCACUUUUGCCAAUUUUAUUAUUUCUACAUAAUUAUCAAUUAUAGACUUUAUAUCGUCUUUUAGCCGUUUCAGAUAGAAUUUCAAUAUAGCUUCUUUACUUUGAGCUGAUGCGGCUUUUGGCUGUUGUACUUGAGACAUUGUCUUGCUGGUCGAGUAAUAAAGACUUCUAGGCCGAACAAGUAUAUUUCGCUAGAG
Dimorphilus gyrociliatus is the source of this 2273-nucleotide messenger RNA. The record is from the annotation of a GenBank genome assembly. NCBI's taxonomy places the organism in Eukaryota, Metazoa, Annelida, Polychaeta, Dinophilidae.